This is a messenger RNA of Styela clava, 8622 nucleotides long. Its product is annotated as acetyl-CoA carboxylase-like. Gene Ontology annotation, biological process: fatty acid biosynthetic process. Gene Ontology annotation, cellular component: mitochondrion. The record is from RefSeq and is a predicted model, not a curated record. Gene Ontology annotation, molecular function: metal ion binding; ATP binding; acetyl-CoA carboxylase activity. NCBI's taxonomy places the organism in Eukaryota, Metazoa, Chordata, Ascidiacea, Stolidobranchia, Styelidae.
UAUCAAACAAAUGAAGAUCAUUAUAGCAGUAUAGAAUGAAUCACAAGGAAAUGUAUUGUCGCAGAAUUAAAAUAAAAAAUAAUUUAAGCUAAUGUUCAAUAAUUACAAAAGUGAUUUUUCCCAAUCAAGUUAGUUUUUACACCAUAAUCAAUGAUCUUAAUUUUGGAUUAUUCUGAAUAAAUAAAGAAGAUCAAGAAAAUGGCUGAAGAGCAGCAAGAGGAGAAUUCUCCAAGUGGUUCUAGUUCAAGUUCUAGUGUUUCAUCACAUUUUAAAACAUGUUCUCGUCAUCAUAAGAAGGAUUUUCAUAGUAUGGCUGCUACAGUUCCCGAACUCAUCAAAAUUUUGGGAGGAGAUAGAGUCAUAGAAAGGGUUCUUAUUGCAAACAAUGGAAUAGCUGCUGUGAAAUGCAUGAGGUCAAUGAGAAGAUGGGCAUACGAAACGUUUCGAAAUGAAAGGAUUGUCAAAUUUGUUGCUAUGGUUACACCAGAAGAUUUGAAUGCGAAUGCGGAAUACAUUAGAAUGGCUGAUAGUUACGUACAUGUACCUGGUGGUACAAACAAUAACAACUAUGCAAAUGUGGAAUUGAUUGUAGAUCUUGCAAGAAGAAGCAAUGUUCAAGCUGUUUGGGCAGGAUGGGGACAUGCAAGUGAGAAUCCAAAACUACCAAAAAUGCUGAGUAAAGUUAACAUUGCCUUUCUUGGGCCAUCUGCAUCAGCCAUGUGGGCACUUGGGGACAAAGUUGCUUCUUCAAUUGUCGCUCAGUCCGUUGACGUUCCGACUCUGCCUUGGAGUGGUUCAGGUCUAUCGCUUCCUAACACAAAUUUUGUUCUGCCAAGAAGUAAUAGUGUGUCAAGUUCAGGUUCUGAUUCUCCACCUGCUAAUUCUAGAACUAACCUUUUACAAGGGAGUCAAAUGGCAGGUGUUCCAGAAAAUAUUUACAGACAAGGAUGUGUUGAAACUGUAAAUGAAGCCAUGAAGUCUGCAGAAGAGAUAGGUUACCCUGUAAUGAUCAAGGCAUCUGAGGGAGGUGGAGGAAAAGGAAUUCGCAAAGUAUCAGACGCGGCUGAUUUUCCUAACGCAUUCCGUCAAGUUCAAACUGAAGUUCCAGGAUCUCCUAUCUUUAUCAUGAAACUAUGCACAAAAGCGAGACAUUUAGAAGUCCAAGUUAUUGCUGAUCAAUACGGAAAUGCAAUAUCAUUAUUUGGAAGGGAUUGUUCUAUACAACGACGUCAUCAAAAAAUUAUUGAAGAAGCACCCACCACUGUCACUGAAGAAGAUGUAUGGAGGAAAAUGGAAAAGGAUGCAGUAAAACUGGCAAAGAUAGUUGGAUAUGUGAGCGCUGGAACUGUGGAAUAUUUAUACGAUGAAACAGGACAAUAUUUCUUUUUGGAAUUGAACCCAAGAUUGCAGGUUGAGCAUCCUUGUACCGAAAUGGUGGCAGAUGUGAAUCUACCAGCACUACAAUUGCAAAUUGGAAUGGGAAUCCCGCUCCAUAUGAUUCGUGAUAUCAGAAUGUUAUAUAAAGAGGAUCCAUCAGAAUGUACACCAAUUGAUUUCGAGAAUCCACAGUUUAUACCAGAACCAAAAGGCCAUGUUAUUGCUGCAAGAAUUACAAGUGAAAACCCUGAUGAGGGUUUUAAGCCAAGUUCAGGCACUGUUCAAGAAUUGAAUUUCAGGAGCAAUAAAAAUGCAUGGGGAUACUUCAGUGUUGCUGCAGCUGGUGGCCUACAUGAAUAUGCAGAUUCACAAUUUGGUCAUUGCUUCGCUUGGGGAGAAACAAGGGAAUUUGCCAUUUCUCAUAUGGUGCUCGCACUCAAGGAACUCUCAAUUCGAGGAGAUUUUCGAACAACUGUUGAAUAUCUUGUCAAUCUAAUUGAGGAUAAAAGUUUCCAAAACAACCAGUUUGAUACGGCUUGGUUGGAUAAGCUUAUCACUGAUAAAGUUAAAGCUGAACAUCCCAACAUCAAUGUAGCAUUGAUAUGUGCUUCUCUUCAUAUUGCUGAUUCAAGAUUCACAGAAAAAUUCAGGAACUACACUCAUUCAUUAGAAAGAGGUCAAGUUCUACCGAUCAUAGGACUCGAAAUGUCGACGACGAUCGAACUCAUUCACGAUUCUGUAAAAUAUGUUCUGUAUGUCACUAGAAUAUCAAGAAAUGGUUUCUAUAUUGAAUGUAACAACUCUUCCAUGGAAGUCGACGUCCACAAUUUGUGUGAUGGAGGUUUGUUACUCUCUCUCGCUGGGAUAACAAGAACUACAUACAUGAAAGAAGAAAUUGAAAGAUAUCGGGUUACCAUUAACAAUCAAACAUUUGAAUUCAACAAGGAAAAUGAUCCAACUAUACUGAGAUCUCCUUCUGCUGGAAAACUUAUUCGUUUUACUGUGGAGGAUGGUGCUCAUUUACAUCAGGGUGAAACAUAUGGGGAAAUUGAGGUAAUGAAGAUGGUGAUGUCACUCACUGCUCCAGCUAGUGGUUGCAUAAAAUAUGUCAAACGACCUGGAUCUGUUCUAGAGUGUGGUACGAUUGUGGCUAGAUUGGAACCUGAUGACAUAUCUUGUAUACCAAGAGCAAGUUUAUUCAAAGGAGAUUUGAAUGAUUUGUUGACUGAUAAUGAGGUGGAGAAUGAAAAACCACACAAGGUUUACGAAACUGCUUACAAAAGUUUGAUGAACAUAAUGAAAGGAUAUUGUCAUCCGAAUAAAGCAUUUCAUAACAACAUGGUCAAAUCAGUGAAUAUGUUGUUGAUUGCAUUGAAAGAUCCAUGCCUACCACUUAUGGAAUUACAGGAUGUUAUGACAAGCCUUGCAGGACGCUUGCCAGCUGGUGUAGAACAUGCUAUACGCCGAGAAAUGACCUCUUACGCAUCAAAUAUUACUUCGAUGCUGUCACAAUUUCCUGGCGGCAGAAUCAGGAGAGCUGUGGAUCAACAUGCAGCGAGGUUACCCAAGAAAUCAGACCAAGAUGUUUUCUUUGUUAACACUCAACCUAUUCUUCAACUUGUGCAUAAAUACCGAGAAGGUAUCCAUGGUCACAAGCAAGCAGUUUUGCUUUCAAUACUUGAAGAAUAUUAUAGAGUGGAAGUCAAAUUUCAACAAGGACCUUUCGAUAAAUCCUGUAUUCAAAUGAGAGAAGAAAGAAAAAAUGACGUCAAUUCCGUUGUUUUGGAUAUUUUCUCAUAUUCUCACACUCUAUUCAAGAAUCAACUUGUCAUUCAAAUUAUUAAUCAUAUGGCAAACAGAGAUAGAAAACUUGCAAAAGAAGAAACAGCCAUGUUGAAAAAGCUUGCACUGCUGAGCAAACAAGAGAAUGCAAAAGUUGCAUUACGUGCAAGACAAUUACUUAUUGCAGCACAUCAACCUCCUUAUGAAUUGCGACAUAAUCAGGUUGAAUCUAUCUUUCUGUCGUCCAUCGAAUCGCUCGGUGGUUUUUGUCCAGAUAAUUUACAGAAUUUGAUCAACUCUGAAACUACUAUAUUCGACGUCUUACCUGACUUCUUCUAUCACAACAAUCCAAUUGUCAGGAUGGCAGCUCUUGAGGUAUAUGUACGACGUUCGUACAUCGCAUAUGAAUUGAACAGCGUUCAACAUCAUGAAAUAGGAGAUGACAGAGUUGUUUGUGAAUUUCAGUUCAUGUUGCCGAGUACUCAUCCUAACAGAAUGUCGCAACGUGAAUAUCAAAUAGCAAGUACUUCUUCUCUACCUAAAGUAUCGAGUGUUGGAGAAGGUUUACAUUCCAUCGAUCAAACUUAUUUACCUCCUUGUCAAAGAAUGGGAAUCAUCGCAGCUUUCAAAGAUUUUGAUGAAUUUAAAGAGUACUUUGUCAAAGUUCUCAGGUGCUUCAGUAAUCUCAGUCCUCCGGGUUCACCAUUAUUUUUCGAGGCUCCCACCACUAUAAACAAUAGUGCGAGCGUCGGAAGUAUGUCUUCAUACACAAGUCAACAAGCUGAUGACAACACAUCUCAACCUGACGAUACAACUUCAUUAUGCAGUGUUGCUGAAGAUCCUAUCCAUAUCUUGAAUAUCGUCAUAGCAACUGAUAAAGGUGUUGAUGACGUUAUUCUGGAUUCAAUGUUUCAGAAUUUCAUGGAGAAACAUAAGACUGAGCUGAACGACCAUGGAUUACGUCGUGUCACAUUUCUCGUCCACAAACGAAAACAAAUUCCAAAAUAUUUCACGUACAGAGCUCGUGAUCAGGUGAGAAUGCAAUUCCAUCAACAUCGUCAAAACCCUGCACAGAUGCAGUUCUAUGAAGACAGAAUCUAUCGUCAUUUGGAACCAGCAUUGGCAUUUCAACUUGAAUUUAACAGGAUGAGAAAUUUUCAUUUGAAAGCUUUACCUACUAACAACCAUCGUAUGCAUCUUUAUCUGGGAUCAGCAAAGGUCGAAGAGGGGGCAGAGGUCACCGAUCAUCGAUUCUUUAUCCGUGCUAUCAUCAGGCAUUCAGAUUUAGUAACAAAGGAAGCAUCGUUUGAAUUCCUUCACAACGAAGCUGAACGUCUUUUACUAGAAGCAAUGGAUGAACUUGAGGUUGUUUUUUCUGAUUAUCAUCAUCAAAGAACUGAUUGCAAUCAUAUCUUUCUCAACUUUGUUCCGCGUGUAAUUAUGGAUCCGACAAAGAUUGAAGAAAAUGUACGAUCCAUGGUCAUGAGAUAUGGAAGUAGAUUAUGGAAAUUGAGAGUUUUACAGGCUGAAAUUAAAAUCAACAUAAGAAUGAAUGAAGAUUCUGAACCAUUCCCAGUACGACUGUUUUUAACAAAUGAAUCAGGAUAUUUUCUUGAUAUAAGUUUGUACAGGGAAGUUACAAACCCAACUACAGGACAGACAAUCUUCCAAGCUUAUGGGCACAAGCCAGGUCCAUUGCACGGAAUGCUGACUAGUACACCUUACUUAACGAAAGACCUUUUGCAAGCAAAAAGAUUCAAAGCACAAACCAUGGGGACAACUUAUGUAUAUGAUUUCCCUGAAAUGUUCAGACAAGCAUUGAUGGAAGUAUGGAAAGAAUAUGCAACACAGAGUGAUUGGGGAACAGCUAUUCCUGAUGAAUUGUUUACUGCUGAAGAACUAAUCUUAGAUUCUCAUGGAAAACUUGUCAACAUCAACAGACAACCUGGUGAAAAUGAGAUUGGUAUGGUAGCAUGGAAGUUCACUUUACGUACUCCUGAAUAUCCUGAUGGACGAUGUAUCAUUUGCAUUGCUAAUGAUAUCACUUAUAAAAUUGGAUCAUUCGGACCAAAAGAGGAUCUGUUAUUCCAACAAGCUUCAGAACUGGCAAGAUCAGAGAAAAUCCCACGAAUGUACAUCUCAGCAAACAGUGGAGCAAGAAUUGGUCUUGUUGAAGAAAUUCGACAUUUGUUUCAUGUUGCUUGGGUUGAUCCUAAUAAUAUGAAUAAGGGAUUCAAAUAUCUUUAUCUGAAACCUCACGACUUCAAAAAGUUGAGUGCAACCAACUCAGUGGUUGCUGAACAUGUGGAAGAAGACGGUGAAUCAAGAUAUAAAAUUAUUGAUAUCAUCGGUAAAGAUGAUACAAGUGGUCCUAAAUGUUUGAGAGGAAGUGGAACAAUCGCUGGUGAAACUUCAAGAGCUUAUGACGAGGUUGUUACCAUUUCACUUGUUACAUGCCGUGCAGUCGGUAUCGGUGCUUAUCUUGUGAGAUUGGGACAAAGAGUUAUUCAAGUUGAGAAUGCUUAUAUUAUAUUGACUGGAUCACAAGCUCUUAACAAGGUUCUUGGCAGGGACGUUUACACAUCAAACAACCAACUCGGCGGGAUACAAAUCAUGCAUAAGAACGGAGUAUCUCAUGCAACUGUCAGUUGGGAUUAUGUCGGCAUCAAUACAGCACUCAAAUGGUUGUCAUACAUUCCAAAAUCGAAAGGUGCACCUCUGCCUAUUCUUCCCAGACCUCGGGACUCAAUUGAAAGAGAAGUGGAAUUUGUGCCAACUAAAAAUGCAUACAAUCCAAGGCAUAUGUUGGCAGGAUACACGAAUCCAGAUACAAAUGAAUGGAUUAGUGGAUUCUUUGAUAAAGACUCUUUCGAUGAAGUGCUGGAUGGUUGGGCACAAUCUGUCGUGAUUGGUCGAGCUCGACUUGGAGGUGUGCCUGUGGGCGUCGUCGCAGUAGAAACUCGAUCUGUGGUUGUCGACAUCCCUGCUGACCCAGCUGAUCUUCUAAGUGAAGAGAAAACCUGUAAUCAAGCUGGCCAGGUUUGGUACCCUGACUCAGCUUACAAAACUGCACAAGCAAUUUUAGAUUUUGAUCGUGAAAACCUUCCGCUUAUCAUGUUUGCAAAUUGGAGAGGAUUCUCAGGUGGAAUGAAAGACAUGUACGAUGAAGUAUUAAAGUUUGGUUCAUAUAUUGUUGAUGCUUUGAGAAAGUACACUCAACCAGUACUUGUGUAUAUACCACCACAUGCUGAAUUAAGAGGAGGUGCUUGGGUGGUUGUGGAUCCUACUAUAAAUGAGAAUCACAUGGAACUGUACGCUGAUGAAUUAGCUCGAGGAGGAGUUCUUGAAUCAGAAGGAACAGUUCAGAUUAAAUUCCGAAAGAAAGAAUUGAUCAAAACUAUGAAAAGACUUGAUCCUAAAUACAAGGAUCUAACACAGAAACUUUUUGAUCCUCUCAUGCCACCAGAUCUUCGUAAGCAAAUCGAAUCUCAAGUUCAAGAACGAGAAGAAGAAUUACUUCCAAUGUACCAUCAAGUUGCCGUUCAUUUUGCUGAUUUACACGAUACACCCGGUGUUAUGCUACAGGGUGGCUGCAUCUCCGGUAUACUGAAAUGGCGCAGUUCUCGUAAGUUUUUAUACUGGAGGUUGAAACGGUUGUUACUGCAAGAUACAAUAACUAAAAAAGUAGCAAGCGAUACAAACAAAGACAUGUCACAUGCACAUACCAGUGCUAUAUUAAGAAGAUGGUUUGUGGAAGACAAAGGAACUGUAAAUGCUCAUCUAUGGGAAGAUGACAAAGAAAUUGUAGAUUGGUUGAAUAAACAAUUACAAGAAGAAAAAUCGACUGUUAAUGAAAAUAUUAAGAUAUGGCAGAGAGACAACUCUAUUCAUAAGAUUCGAGCACUGGUACAGUCCAACUCCGACGUUGCUAUGCAUUCAGUCAUUCAUCUCAUUCAACAAUUGACGCCAUCACAAUGUCGUGACGUCACUAAGAUCCUCGAAACCAUGGCAACAUCAGAGACAGCAACCCCAUCAACACCUGAUACGUAACUAACUGAAAUCAUUUUAUCCUGUUUUUUUUUAGUAUUUGUACUAAUUAACGGCACUUUAUUGUAAAUAAUUUUGUUUGUGGGAUACAUUUUUAAGCUUUUUUUUCCAUGAUUUUUUCUCCAAAGAUGCCAUUGAAAUUUAAUUGAUUGUUUUCGAUAUACCACGUUCCGCAUUUUUAAAUGUGAUCUGGCUUUAUGACGACCUAUAACCCAAUUCAAUUCCUAGUGUUAUCAGAGCGAAGAUUCAAUGAUAAUUAUAAAAUUUUGAUUAUAUUAUCUGUGUUAUUUUUACUAUAUCAUUAAAAUUCUCAUGAAUUUGAAAAUAGAGGGAAAUAUUAUAUUAAUGUUAGCGUGCAUCGAACUCGUAAUUGAUAAUUUUUGAACUUCGAAAAUAACCGGUCUAGCAUUUUUAUUAAAAUGAUUUAAAUAGGUAUUUUAAUACAAUGAUAUUCUAAUUGCCUUAUAUUUUAUGAUUUUCAUUCAAAGCUGUAUCCGCGAUUUCCUGCUGCUUAUCUGCCAAUAAGCUUUGCCGGAUGUUGCGGAUAUAUUGCUGUUUAUAAAUUGUGCCUGCUUCGUGCGUUUUCAUCUUGGCUUACCGUUCCCGAAUUCAAGUUCCCAUACUGGCUUCGCCCGACUUGCUGGUUUCUUGCAUGAUACACAUCUGACAUGUGAAAUUCCGUCCAUUUAAUUUUUUUUUCAAAUAAAGGCGCUUGAAGAUAAAUUAUCAAAUUCUUCACGAAGAGAUUGAUGUUGAAUAUUUUAUUUUUCUUCUUCGAAAUACCCAUCAAACUGAUUUUAAAAAAUGAACGAUGGUUAGAAUCCAUUUUCGUCUUACUCUUUGGAAAACAUAUAGCAGUUUUGCUUAUCCAGAGAGUUGAAUGGAGCAUGAAACUCUCUGAAAAAUAAAACGCAAUUGAAAUGAAAUUCACUUUAUAAACUGUGAUAAAGUAUUCUUUAAAUUCAACUUUCAUCGUUAUACUCUAGUUACCUACAUUUCAGCGAAUGACGUCUAUUACAUUCUAGUCGAAGUAUAGCCGAUGCUGAGUAUUUGAAAUUUUGAACCAAAAUUUUUCUGCUCUCCGAAUUUUUAUUUGAUGGUAUUGCAUUCUUUGAUGAUAAAUAUAUUUGAAUUACUUCGAAUCCAAUGUUAUUUUUACUGAUUUUUUUAUUAUACUUCUACGGUGAUUCUUUUUAUUUUGAAGUUAUAAAAUCUAUCUUUUUAGAAGUGUUAAUACAUACUCGUGCUGUUCGUAUGUUAUGUCGUAAUUUAGACACGGACCAUCUAUGUACUGCGCCUUAAUCUGCGUUCCACCCCUGUCCCAUUGAUAGUCUGGAACUGAAAAUUUUCUGUUUAUUAAUGAUUUGUACUUGAAAAUUGUAAUAAAAUUUUAUUAAAAUAAAAAGAAACGGAUUA